Sparassis crispa is the source of this 2577-nucleotide messenger RNA. RefSeq lists its product as hypothetical. Gene Ontology annotation, molecular function: protein binding. The transcript has 9 exons. Lineage: Eukaryota; Fungi; Basidiomycota; Agaricomycetes; Polyporales; Sparassidaceae. Bases 1 to 2577 code for a protein of 858 amino acids. The record is from RefSeq and is a predicted model, not a curated record.
AUGGCCUCUUCAGAGAAACGGUCCGCUUCCCCAGUAGAGCCAUUUAAUCCGAAGAAGGCGAGAACUUCACUUCUGACUAGUAAAUACAAAACAAGUCCAACUCCCGAGUCCGAGCCUGCGCGCGCAGUGAUUACUCGUGGUACUGAGUGGCUUUCAAUUUCUGGCCUGGACAGGGAUACCUCGAGCAUCAAUACCUUGAUUGUUCGCACUACGCAAGAGCUCGCACGACAAGGGAAACGCCUUGUCCAUGCGCCGAAACUUUUUCCUGAUGGCAUUUGUUUUGAUUGGCUGCUGGAUUUCUCUGCCAAGGAAGAGGAUGUGAAGGAUCUGAUGAAUGUAGAAGGUGUGAGUCAACCAGCUUUGCAGACACUUUUCCAAGGGAAGCCUAGAGGGGUUCGGUCAACAAGAUGCGGAAGCAGGGGAUCUCCCACUGAGGCACCUCUCAUUAUUCAUCUCCUCUCUGAUGAUGAAUCGGAGUCGCCGAUGUUGGCGUCAAGAAGAGUUCCUCAAGGAGGCCUUGAUGCUUCUAAUCCGAUAUGUAUCGACACAGAUGACGAACAAGAUCCACCGGUCUCCCCACCGACAAAAUAUCCGGUUACUGACGGAACCAUGUCGCGCCUCAAUAAGAAUGGUUCGUCUAUACGUGGGUCCAGCAGACGCCAAGCUCUUGAUGACGAAGGGCGAACUGGGAUUGUCUCGAGGUUAUUGCUGCCUGAAGUGGAGCCUGAGUCUUCGUCAGAAUGUGGUCAAAGUGACAUGGAACUCGACAGCGAUACAGAACCUUCCGCAUCUAUCAGAGCGAAUGGCAGUGGUCAGAGUCUUGUUUUCGAACCACGGACGGCUUCUCCGGAGCAUCGUAAAAUGUCCCGCAUUCCAGCAGCAAGAAGGUCAAGUAACAGCGCUCCUUUGUGCCAGCCAUCUCAUUCCAUGACAGUACAUCGAUCGUCGACGCCAGGUAGUUCAGCGUCCAUCGAAAGUUCAAGGUCGAGUUCUGUUGUUCCGGAAGUUGACGUCGUUCUCACGACGGUUUCCUCGCGUCACUCCACUGAUCAUCCCGACGUGUCUUCGUUGUAUGGCGAAUUCAACAUGCUUGCGACAAGCUCAGACAACGACGUCGAUGACGAUGAAGAUGUACAAGAGGAUCCUGCGUCAGGGUCGUCAUCUUCUGGCAGAGGCGCCCCUAGGUCAGCACCCUCCACGGGCACUUCUGAGCAAGCACUUCUGCACCACCCGCCCCACAGAGCCCCCGCAAGAUCAUCGUUAUCACGGUCAUGGUCCGGUGGCCACGCAAGGAGUAUUGCCAAAGAUCCCUCCAUAGACACUCAUAGAUCAGCAUCGAUUGCAAAGUUGCCUAGACGCGCCGUCCCUGCACGAAACCGCCUCGCCCAUCCGAAUAAAGGACUCAGUCUUAGUAGCGAUGAUGAGGGUGACGGCGGCGAGAAUCUACUGGAAGGUUUCGAGAGCGAUCGGCUCAGUUUACCGUCACGGAAAGAUCCUCAUGUGGGACGCGCUACGGGAUGGGAAGACACCGGGAGCAAUGGACUAUCGGUCAACAUCCCGAAGACGAAUUUUGCUCGGGGAAGACGUUUGCUGGCUCCCUCCGAUCUCCUUCCGUACACCACAGUUGCUAUGCGCGGAGACGCGCAAUUCAUCAGGAAGGACCAGCUAAUUUCGUAUUAUUCUUUGCCGCCAUCGCUUGACCCUUCUGGUGGUCCUGAUCAUCACGUUGAGGACUGCUGCCUCAUUGCAGGCAACACGGUGGUGGUCGGAUAUGACUCAAGGCCAUGCCAAGUAUCCCUAAUACCGUUAGCUACUGAUCAGCGUCCAAGGCGUAUAAACUUGUCUCACAGGGCUCACAAUACUGUCCAGGAAACUCCAACUGCGGGUGUAUCGCAGUUGAACCGCGGAAUCAGUGCUCUGGCUCCCGUCAAUGGACAUCGAUUGCGUUUCUUAUCUGGCGGCCACGACAAGACAGUCCAUUUAUGGACCGUGACACAUAACGGUGAAAAUUACACCGCUCGGUCCGAACGACUGAACAUCUCUCAUUCUCACCCGGUGCACGCACUUGCGUACCGUGCCUUCGAUGAAACUGUACUGUCAUGCGCAGGGACAUGCAUCCACACGACGAAGCUCUCGGCACAUAGAGGCCAUGAUCCGAGCCAGGUCUCAGGAAACAUACUCCAAGUUCACGUUCAUCCGCAAGCACCCCAUUUAAUCAUCCUCGAGGUCAGACAUAUGGACCGACAGGUGCAACUCUACGACACGCGCAAGGCCAAUUUUGCACGGACACCAUGCUUGGAAUUUGGUUAUCGUGAUACUAGUAACCUCGAGAGCAGUACGCGAACUACAACAAGUCGGUACACAAAAGGAGCUCCUUGUAUGAGUUUCUUCGGACGCGGGUACGCGGAUGGGACCGUUCGGAUCUGGGAUUAUCGCAAGCCAAAUAAUGUAUUGACACGGUUUCACUGCCAGCGGCCAGCGCCCGUAGUCCAUACAGUGUUCUCUGAUUCCGGAUCUACCGUAAUCGCUUACGGCGGCCAUUCGGUGACCUUCUGGGACGUGAACGGUAGUACUUAG